Messenger RNA from Pelodiscus sinensis (Chinese soft-shelled turtle), 7375 nucleotides. Lineage: Eukaryota; Metazoa; Chordata; Testudines; Trionychidae. The record is from RefSeq and is a predicted model, not a curated record.
CAGACUCCUAAGUUACAUUUUGAAAAUGUCUUCUGAUCCCUGGAGCCCUUCCUCCUAAAGAGCUGUUGGUUACUCCUUAAGAAGUCCGUGUACUACUGGACUCCCUUCUGACUUACAGAGGGGUGUUGAACUAAGGGGGUGCCCUCCUAGAUGUCCUGGGUAACAACAAACACACACAAACUUGCUUGCUUAGAGAUAUAGGCUCCUGAUCAGAGAGCACAUGGAUUUCCAUGUCAUCUGCUCUUGUUUGUUUCUCUUCAUGGGUGUGAUUUCAAAAUCAAAACCCUGAAUAGCCUUAGCACAGUUUGAAUUAUAUAAUUGUGCAGCCCCAGAGUCACAUGACUUGCUGUCUGAGUAAUUCCCUGCAGAAGGAGACAAGCUGCAUGGUAAAAAACUUAACAAACAGUGUUUAAAACAAAAAGUAGACAGUACAGGUUUUCCAUAGCACUUCAUCUGAAAUCAUCUACUGCUGCAACAGCCCCAGUGGAUUUCUGGGUCAAAGCUUAGAUGGGGAGAGGACGAAUGGGAGUAGGAGGACACUAGCUGGACUUGUGUGUUCUUUUCUGUUCCCUUUGAUACAACCUCUGCCUUCAAAACUGGUUGCCUCCGCUGUUGAACAAAAUGAGUGGUUCACUGGAAACCUCAACAAGGAGCUAGGAAUCAUUGCCUUGUGGAGUUUCAGAAAGCACAGCUGUUGCAGAGAGAGAAAGGCAGGAAGUGUGAAAGCAGCUUUGUGAUCUCUAACAGCUGACGAAGUGGAAAGACUGGCUUCAAUGCGUUCAGACUCUCUAGUACCAGGAACCCACACUCCUCCAAUCAGGAGAAGAAGUAAGUUUGCCAAUAUAGGAAGGAUUUUCAAGCCAUGGAAAUGGAGGAAGAAGAAGAGUGAAAAGUUCAAACACACUUCUGCAGCUCUGGAAAGAAAAAUAUCAAUGAGGCAAAGCAGAGAGGAACUUAUAAAACGAGGAGUCUUGAAGGAAAUCUUUGAUAAAGAUGGGGAGCUUUCCAUACCAAAUGAAGGAUCGUUGGAGAAUGGGCAGGCUCUGAGCUCCAGCCAGCUUUCACUACCAGCCCUAGCAGAACUGGAAUCAGGUUCCGCGUCUGGGGAACCCUGUGCAUAUGAGGUGCUCCCAAGCACAGAUAUCAUGGAUGGGACAGUGUCUGAAGAAAGCCCCACAUCCAAUGAGUCUGGAGUCCUCCUGUCCCAAGAUCCUUCAGCUAAACCAGUCCUGCUACUUCCCCCCAAAAAAUCUGCUGCUUUCCCUGGAGACCAUGAGGACACCCCAGUGAAACAGCUGUCCCUCCUCAAACAGCCCCCUGCCCUGCCUCCUAAACCCAUUGCCAGGAUUGCCAGCCACUUAACUGAUCCUGGGGCUCCUAUGAAACUGCCUUCUUGUAUGCCAGUCAAACUAUCGCCUCCGCUACCUCCAAAGAAAGUCAUGAUUUGCAUGCCUUUAGGGGGACCAGACCUCUCUCUUGCAUCCUAUUCCAUGCAGAAGAGUUCCCAGCAGCCUUUGGGUCCACAUCAUCACUCUGUACUGCCAUCCCAGUUAGCCGCCCACCAGCACCAGCUUCCCUACGGCAGCCACAGCCAGCAUCUGCCUUCUGGAUCCAGCUCGCAACCUAUUUACCCUUCAGGGUGCCGGAUGAUCGAGGAAUUGAACAAGACGCUGGCCAUGACCAUGCAGAGGCUAGAAAGAAACCCUGCCUCAUUCAGUGCACAGGAUGGAGGGUUCUUCCUUAAUAACUCUGGUUUACACCCGGGUGACAGUGUCACAAAAACAGGACCUGGAGGCCUUUCAGACAUGAGACAAGUGCCAACUGUUGUGAUCGAAUGCGAUGACGAUAAAGAAAAUGUGCCUCAUGAAUCGGACUAUGAAGAUUCUUCCUGCCUUUACUCAAGAGAGGAAGACGAUGAGGAGGAAGAUGAAGAUGAUGAUAGCUCAUUAUUUACAAGUUCUCUGGCAAUGAAAAUCUGCAGGAAGGAUUCCUUAGCAAUCAAACUUAGCAACAGGCCCUCCAAACGAGAGCUGGAGGAAAAGAACAUCCUCCCAGUGCAGACUGAUGAAGAGAGACUUGAACUGAGGCAGCAGAUAGGAACAAAGCUAACAAGACGACUGAGCCAGAGGCCCACUGCUGAAGAACUGGAGCAGAGGAACAUUCUGAAACCUCGGAAUGAGCAAGAGGAGCAGGAGGAAAAACGGGAGAUAAAGAGAAGAUUAACACGCAAGCUGAGCCAAAGGCCCACAGUGGAAGAGCUGCGUGAGAAAAAGAUCCUCAUCCGCUUCAGUGACUACGUGGAAGUGGCGGAUGCUCAGGACUACGACAGGAGGGCGGACAAACCCUGGACGCGACUCUCCGCCGCCGACAAAGCAGCCAUUCGAAAAGAGCUGAAUGAAUUUAAAAGCACUGAAAUGGAGGUUCAUGAAUUAAGCAGGCAUCUAACAAGGUUUCAUAGACCGUAGCAGUUCAGUCCUACUUGACUAUUAUGCCGUCUUUAAAACCUAAAAAGAACCGUAAGUGCUGGCAUUAUUCACUUCCUGUUACGUACAAUGUAAAUCAUCUGAACUGCCUUUUUAAAAUAAAUAAAUUAAAUAAACAAAUGAAAAUAAGGGGGGAAGCAAGAUAGAAAUUGUACUUACGUGUGAUGGGUACUGCUACAUCAUCAGAUCUUCUGGCACAAGCUUCAAUAAUACCCCUGGUGGGAACCAUACCAAGAGCUGGCAUCUAUGCUUAUGACUUCCUGGCAUGUGGAUUCACCAUAUUUGUCCAAGCCCAGCUGGAAAUGCAUCCGUUCUGUCUUUACUCAGCCGGCAUCCUUGCAGGCAUCUGUCACCUGACUCCAGAGAAAGCUGAGGCACUUGGCAGUGGUCUGGGAAUGACUGUGCUGGGUGAAGUGUCCCAAGAGGCCUGCAGGCGUGUUAAAGCACGCUUAGUCCAAACACGUCUUUCCAUCUGUGAGCACCUCAGAAGGGGGAGGAGAGAGGAGGACUGCUCUAAGGACCUGCCCACUUUUGGAAUACAAAGAAAUUUACUUUCCAUGGAGGAAUUUGUAACUGGUUGAUCAUCAUCAUUCUGGUUCACAAGGACAGCAUUCCUUCCUGAAGGCUGGUUUUGCUCAAUCAACUUCAUUUUCCACACCGAAGUAGGACUCCACAAACAUUAAGUCACAACAAUAUUGGGACAAACAAAAGGCACUUUGUGUAGUCAUUCCUACCUGUGCCUGGUGCUCAUCAAGGGUGUGUAGAGCACAAUCAAAUCAGAAUAGCUGUGUUUGCCAUCCAGUUCACACAAGUAUAAGGCACCAGCGACUCAGGUCCAAGGUCUGGAUUCCAAUGAGGUAGCCAUGAGAUAUGUAUUAUUCUGUAUGCAUGAGUGGGCGUGUAAGGGCCUGUGCUUCAGUCCUAUUGAGAAUGAUCUUUUCUUCGAGUGGGGCCUGGUGUCACAAAAAUAUACUGAUGCGCUGUGAUGGCUGGCUCAGAAUUGUCUCCAAUGUUUAGAACCAAGGCAAUUGGCAAAAGCCCAGAGGCGCUUUAUAGAGGCGUGCUUUUAACUGGUAAAAUGGCCACUUACAGCUCAGUAUGGCAAGGGGUGAUCACUCUCGCCAUGACCCCGCAAAGCACUUCUGCCUGUGUUUAACUUGAAUUAAACAGGGGAGUAGACACUUCGAAAGCAACAAAAUAAAUCGGAUGCUUAAUUAACAUCAAGCAGAUGCUGAAGGGCUUUGCUGGGUCAGAGCCAGAGGGUUCAACCCAUCGCAGCCCGGAUGCUGGAUAAACCUGACAAGCUGUGAACAAAUGCCUGUGAUUCCAUCCCUUAUUGAGAAAAUAUACUACUGCCUUCUACAAAAAUGGUCCAAGAUGCUGAAGGGACAUUUCUGUACGUUGCAGUGUCUUAGACCAUGCCUGUGGAAUAGUAUCACACGUGGUUUUUUUUAUUAUGCCUGUUGUUUGGCUUUUGAAAGUCUGUGCAGGGAGGCCUGUGUUUUCUGGCACAGCAGUAUCCUUUGCAAGAGUUUGUACGUACGCAACCACUCGCAUUUCCUCCCUCCCAUUUUUACUUCCCUGGAGUACCUGAGUCAAACAGUGCCCAUGCCCACCAUGGAUUUCAAACUAGUAACUGGAAUCAUUGGGAGAUUGUUUGAACAGGUGUAUAGUAUGUGCCCAGUGAUAUGCAGAGCACACUCCGCUCCUCUUGGACCUUUUUCUUAGUCCACUUGCACUGGCGUAAAUCAACAGCAACACUGUGUAACUCAGUGAAGUGCAUCUGUAUAAAGCCCAUGUCAAUGACAUAAGCAGGAUACCUAUUGGCUUCAUUAAAAACUGAGGCUGGUCAGUGCCUGCCAGGAUGAGGUUACCAGGGUGACUUGUGAGUGGGCAUUUGGGGAAGACUGAAUGUCUGUUAGAGGACGGAGGGCAUUAAUAAGAAAGCAAAGAGCUCCUCAGCCAUUUCCACAGGAGCCAAAAUACGGACCGUUGCCCUCUGGCUUCAUUUCUAUUUGAGGGACUAGGUCUCUGCAGUUAUUAUCUAGCACUUAGUGGUGUUGCAAUAGCCUGAAAAUAAAAGUGUUUCCUGUAAGCCCAUCACAUACACAGGACAUACUUGCCUGGACUUGUCAAAAAAAAUAAUCCCAAUAUACUCUGGAGAAGAAGAUUUAUCUUAGAGGCCACCCUUCUUUUUGUAUAAGUAUGGUCUGCCAGUGUCUGGUCUGACUGACUUGAUUACAGGACAUUGCAGAUUAAAUUUAGUGGGGAAGGACAAUGCAGUUCCUCCGACAAGAGUUCACCAGCAGUGAGAACCCAACAUUCAGCAUUAUCAGCAUGGGGCAGGAACAGCAGAGCAGGUAUUCACCACGCACGUAUUGCUUCAGGGUGGUUGUUUUUCCCCUGAAAUCACAAGUGUGCCAAAUACCAGAUUCACACACACUUGGCUGGCACAGAGAAAACAAAGGUCUUGGCAUAUGAACGUGCAUGUCGCAUUAUGAAAUGGCCCGGGGACGUGGCUGCUUCAAACAGCUGCAAGCCCCAGGAUUCAGAACGUGGCCUCCCACAGCUACCCACUUGCCCUGGCUGUGGUGAGGUUGAGCUGUGCGGGGGAUGGGGCUGAGGCAGCAGGAGUGACUGAAAUCACAGUGUUCAGAAUGUGGGAGCUGGUGGGAGCAUUAAGGAAAAGGUGCGUUUGGGUUCCUUGUUAAACAGGAAGAAUGAGAGGCUGAGAUAAAGGGAUCGGCAUCCAGCUUUUGCCAUCCCUGCAGCUCUCCCAGUUAAAGCCCAGCUGCUAAUGAAGGAGCCCACAUGGUAGAUGACACUCUAGCACUACAGCCUGUCCCUGGUGUGUCGGGGCCCUGCUGCAACCCGCCAGUGGCCCUGCAGGUCUGGCAGCCUGAGUGAACUGCCCCUGUUCAGUGGUUUUCUAGCUUACAGGAGAGUCCUGGCAUUGGGUAGUGGUCUCAGUAUUACCAACAACCAUGCGGCUGGAGAUAAAGGCCAAAUCCAGCUUCCACAGAACUCCCAGAAAGUCCCUCCUCCCCCAAGAUUUGUUCUGCCCUGUCUGCACUGAGACAAGAUGUGGAAGGCGCUUGAGGUACUAUUCCAUUUGCCUGAUAUUCUAACAGAAACUGCUGCUAGUCCACUCUAAUCUGAAACAGUGUUCAGUGGAACUGCCCUAUUCCUCGUGAUCUGCAGCUACCUCACAUUGGUGAGGACUCCAGGUGAAAUGCCCAUCUUAGCAGCAGCAAACAGCCCAUGCUGCAUAGCUGGCAUUACUUCUCCAUGUUUGCCUAAGGAUGUUUGGGUGUUUAGUAGGAGAUGGUCACUGGCGUGACAUCUUCCCAAAAGGUAACUGGGUGACUAAACACAGCAUGGUGCCCCACUUUGCUUACAUAACUCCUUUUGACUUGCGUAGAAGUUUAAGAGCAAAAUGAGAACAGACUAUUUUUUUAAAUAAAUGUGUAUUUUCUGCAGAAGUGUGAAUGCUUUUCCCCUCAGAUAAGUCUGCUACAGCCGUGUCCACAUGGCACUGGACUUGGUAUUCCAUCUGAAACAAGGAAUACGCUUUUAAAAAAACUUUGAUCAGGUAGAGCCCAUAAUAAAGCAGAAAUGUUUUCUACUGAGCAUUCAGUCACCAGCCACAAGUUUAAUUUGUAUUAGAAAUGUAUAAUAGCAGCACGCAUAUCACUUCAGCUGGUUUAAAGAAACAAAAAAUAGGUUGGUCAGAGCAAAAUUUGCGUGCACCCAUCACUGAUUGCGGGAGCUAGAUAGAGGGAAAAUGCCAAUGCUGAGAAAAGAAAAUAUACUGGUAAUAACGAAUCACUGGUGUUAAUGUUUGCAAGGUAUAAUGCCACAUCUGCUCAAGUACUUAUGGAAACAUGAGAGGGAAACUGAAAGAGAAAAAAAGCGAAGAAUGGUGGUAAAAAUAAUCAUCAAACUUCUAUCAAAUGGGUUGCUUAGUUUGAGAAAGUAACACAAAUUGCUGACACCUCUAUUUCCCCUAUCCCCCGUGCCAGAAAAAGUGUGUAAUGGAGCUGAGUGUACUACUCAUAGUAAACAAUGCACAAAGCAUUAUCCAUUUCAGAUGUGAGUAUGUUUCAGGGUAUAAAUCUUUUGGGGGCAGGGCCUUUGUGCGUCUGGUGCUUCAGACGCGCUACCAGGAAAAGCAGUGAAUAGUAGUAAUAGGCUUCUCUUUAUUUCUCUAUUUAUUUGUAGUUGUUCAGUGAACCUUUGAGAGGCUUCAACCUCAGGGUUACACGCCAGCACUUCACUUUAUCAUUGAUUAUUCUCUCUUCAUCAGGUGUGAUUGGUCACCUGAAUAACAUGUUACUGCUUCUGCAUGCCAACUGGACUGCUGAAACUUUAUAAACAGGAGGAAAGCACUUCCAAAAUGACCAGCAAAUAUUUGCAUUCACACACAGAUAUCCAUGUUCACGUGCAAAUAAGGUUACGACACUCAGAUCAACUGUUCCCCAAUGUUCUUACAAAGAAACCCACUUUUGUACAAAUAUCUGUGGGUGAAAACUUGGCCAACAGAAAUGGUUGCAAAUGAUCUUUCCCACUGCUCACCCAGUGAAGGGCACACUAACUGCUUUUCCAUGUAUCUUGCAUACUCCAGAAUCAGGUGCAUCUUCCAGCUGAUAUCCAAGUGUAUGUACAUAGUGUGUCUUUGUAUAGGAGUGAAUGUGGUGACUGUCAAUCAUGUGCUCUUCCAGUAUUGUAAUUUAACAGAUUAUGGCUGUAUGAAAACAAUGUAAAUAACUAAAAGAAAAAUAAAACUGGAUCUCUAUGUCCUAGAUUUUGUACAUACUGAAACUGCAUGGUAUUUAAAUUAUUGUUUGUCGCUAAUGUAUGCAGUUUCUUUAAAAAAAAUCAUUUUAAAAAAA